CAGCUUUGAGCUUUGAUGGUGUUGGACAACAUCCGAGGGUCGGGACCCGGGGGUGGUUUGAAGUGAAGAGGUUCCCUCCGGGCUGGAGGGCGGCGAGGUCAGCCGGAUCUCUGAGAUGUGGGAGGGGAAGGGGAGGGACUGCAGAGCACACGAGGAGCGGCUCUCCCCUCCCGAGGCCGGCCGAGGUGAAGCGGAGCGGCAGCCCUCAUGCCCGGGACGGGAGCCGGAGCCGGAGCCGGAGACGCGGCCAUGUCGGGCCGGCUGCUCACCCCGUCUCCCAACUGGUACUGCAGCCGCUGCAGCGACACCAGCCUCGGCGGCGUCCUGGGCUUCGGAGCCAAGAACGGAGUCUUCCUGCUGGGGGUUGCCCGGGACCGGCCUCUCGUCCUCGGGGAGCUGACGGGCCACACGGAGAGGGUGACGGGAUUUGUGUUUUGCCCACAUCCGGGCCUGUCCGGUAUCUGUGCCAGUGCGUCCGACGAUGGCACCAUCAAAGUCUGGGACACGGAGACUAAAGCCGUGCUGAAGGAGCACGCAGCUCACCAGGCGACCAUCACUGCCCUGCACUGGUCCCCGCUCAGGAAGGAUAUGGUGGUGUCAGGUGAUGAGAAGGGACUGGUCAUCUGCUGGAGGCACUUCAAGGAUGAUACACAGAGCUACUUCCCGGAGCCCCGACACGUCUUCUGCCUUUCCUGUUCACCACACUACGAGGAGCACGUGGCUGUGGGGUACAAAGAUGGAAUGGUUGUCAUCAUCGACCUUCAGAGGAAGGGAAUGGUGGUGCACAGACUCCGCGGUCACGAUGGGGAGAUCCAGUCCUUGGCCUGGUGUCCACAGCUGUGGGAGGAGGGACAGCUUCCCUGUGCUGACUCUAUGGCAGAAACUGAUGAACAGAAUGGGAACCAUGUAAAAGAGGAGACGGUACGGUUCUGUGCGCUGGCGUCUGGGAGCAGGGACCAGACAGUUCGGAUUUGGAACUGCUCUAAGGGGAAAGGUUUGGUGACCCUGAAGUUGCCUCAGCUGAAGAGGCGAGGAGCGGCCGACAUAGGGACUAAGGAGCGGAUAUGGCUCACGUUGCACUGGCCCCAGGGCCGCCCCACCCAGCUGCUGUCCAGCAGCUUUGGGGGGGAGUUGCUGCUCUGGGACUUGGCGAAGUCGGCCAAGCCGAAAUGGACACUGUUGGGCCGAUCUGAGGGCCAGAACCACAACAGGAUCGUCUUCAACCUGAGCUCCAUCCGCCAAGACGCCGGGCCUGAGCUGCUGCUCUCCACCUCCAUGGACCGAGAUGUAAAGUGCUGGGACCUGUCCACUCUGGACUGCUGCUGGACGCUGCCGACGCUUGGCGGUUUUGUGUACGGCCUGGCCUUCUCGCUGGUGAACGUGGGCUCGCUGGCCGUGGGCGUGGGCGACGGGAUGAUCCGAGUGUGGGACACCAUCUCGCUCCAGGGCCCCUACGACAUCAAGACCCUCUGGCAAGGCAUCAAGUCGAAGGUCACGUCGCUGUGUUGGCACCCGACGAAGGAGAACCUGCUGGCAUUCGGGACGGAGGAUGGCAAAGUGGGCAUCUACGAAAUCUACUCAAACAAGUCUCCUCAGAUUUCCAGCUCCUACCACAGGAAAACUGUGUAUGCUCUGGCGUGGGGACCCCCUGUGCCUCCCGUAACUACAGCUGGGGCUGGGGACGGUCCAGCCGUGACCCUGUACAGCUGUGCGGGCGAGGGGAUUAUCCUCCAGCACAACCCCUGGAGACUGACAGCAGACGCUCAGGAUAUCAACCAGAUCAUCCGGGAAACAAAUGGGAUCAAGCACAAACUGCCAGGCCGCAGUGAACUGAGCUGGAAGCCGGAUGGGACGGUCCUGGCGAUCGGCAAUGAUGACGGCUCCAUUGAGAUCUUCCAGGCUCCACUCCUGAGGUUAUUGUGCACCGUCCAGACACAUCACAAGCUCAUCAAUGCCAUCCGCUGGCACCACACCCACAGCACAGACCCUGAGCUCGGCUUCCUGCUGGCCUCUGGAUCCAACAACGCUGUGGUCUAUGUCCACAACCUCAGGACUGUGUUGGAACAUCCCUCUGGGACGCCGACCAUGAUGACUGAGCCGUUCCGAACCCUCGCUGGGCACACGGCGAAGAUCACUAGCCUGGCAUGGAGCCCCCACCACGAUGCCAUGCUGGUGUCUGCCUGCUACGAUGGCACUGCCCAGGUGUGGGACGUCCUGAAGGAGGAGCCCAAGUGCAACUUCCGAGGACACGCAGGGAGACUGCUGGGCGUGCAGUGGUCACCAGUGGAGGCAGACGUGGUCUGGACAGGAGGGGACGACUUCACGGUGCGGCGGUGGGAGGUCUCAAAGCAGGAACACAUCAGACCUCCUCAAGGGAAGAAGCUCUCCGAGAUGGAAAGGAAGAAGAUGAACGGCUUGAAACCCAAAUCAAAGAAAGCCAAGAAAAAAGCGGACAAGAGUGUUGAGGGUCUGGGAGGGGUGGGAUUUUCGGACACUCCAUCGGAGACCGUUCCCACCCCCUGUGUCUGCGAGGAGCCGGAAUGUCCUGGGGAAGUCGAAGCGGGAUUUGUUGGAACCUCUAAGGUGCCAGCGCCUCUGGAAGAGCACGGAUCUCAGGAGAGUGUGGAACCCUCGUGUCCCAGUGUUGCACAGGUCCCUGCAAACCCAAAGCCUCAGGCCAGGAAGGACCGGACGAGGGAUGAGAAGAAGAGAGAUAAGCCAGAGGCUCUGCUGAAGAAGAAGAAGCUCCGGUCGAUGCUUCCGCUGAGUACGGCCAAUGAUCACAGGACCAAGGACGAGCUCCACGCCGACUGCGUCAACCUCGCCAAUAUCCUGUACAAACAGGGGUCCGACAGCCGCGGGCAGGUGGGGUCAGGAGACCAGAUACAGCUCGGCCUCUUCGUGGACCGACCGGCGCUCUACCAGAUGUUCCAGGAGGAAGCUAAGAACCACGUUGAGGCUGGUCACCCCGAGAUGCGUUAUCAACUGCUGCUGUGGAAAGGCGACGUGAAGGGAGCCCUGGAGAUGGCCAUUGAGAGGGGGGAGCUGAAUGACACCUUGGUCGCCGUAGCACCCAUGGCUGGCUACGCGGUGUGGGUGCGGACAGUUGAAGCAUUUGUCAGACAGCUGUGUCACCAGGAGCAUUUCACCAAGGCAGCCACCCUCCUGCUCUCCAUUCACCGCGUGUACGAGGCAGUCCAGCUGUUGAAGGAUCACCAGAUGUUCCGAGAGGCCAUCGCCCUCGCUAAGGCCGUUCUCCAGCCAGACGACCCUGUACUGAGGGAGCUCUACACCCACUGGGCCAGCGUCAUGGAGAAAGACGGGCACUAUUCCAUCGCAGCGAAGUGCUACCUGGCAACCGAAUCGCCCUACGACGCGGCAAAGGUCUUGGCGAAGAAGGGUGACGUGGCUUCUCUGCGGACAGCGGCCGAGGUGGCCUCCAUCACUGGGGAGCGGGAGCUGUGCUCUCAGCUCUCCUCCAGAUGCGCCCUGGACCUCCUGGCACAGAGAGACUGGCUGGGGGCUCAGGAUGUUCUGCGUGGGAACGACAGUCUGCUGGGUCAGAGGUUGGUGCUUUGUACCUACGAGCUGCUCUACAGGACCCUGGCCGAGAAGCAGCUGGUUCUCUGGAGGAGCAUCAACCCUCCACGUUACCACAACUGGAGCCUCCACGCGGAGGGAAACCUCAUCGACACCAUGCUGACCGCCUGGAGCAGCGAGUUUGGAGUCAGUGUGGUGGACGAGUGCCGGCUGGAGGUGGCUCACGGCCAGCUGAGGACCACCGUGUACCCUGAGGCAUCAGCCAACACACCGGCUAGACUGUUACAGCUGCAGAUGUCUCACGAGCUGAGCCUGGCUCUGUCCUGCACACUGCUCUCAAACUACACCGAGUCGCUGGUCGCCCUGCUGAAGGUUCUUGUCCGAUGUCUCAGCGCCGGAGACUUCACAUUGAUGCAAGAAAUUGGCAAACUGCUUUUCCCAAAGGGGGCAGAUUUCAUACCGGACCUGGAGGCCAAGCUGACCCCCGAACCCUUCAGCCUUGCUGCUCUCCGGAGCCUGCGAGCCUUCCUUUGUUACGGGCAGCUUUACGAGCUGUGGUGGGCGCUGGGUGCAGAACAUUCCAGAACAUGGCAGAGCAGCACUGAGGAGAGGCCUGAGCAGGUGCCCACAGACAGCAGCUGUGGGCCAGGACUCGGCAGCACGGCCCAAGAACUCCUGGCUCGCUGCGGCCUCCUGCUGUCAGUGGAGCACGCCCGGCUGCAGGCCCUUGAGAGGAAGACAGCAGAGGUCCAGCAGGCAGUGGCCACACUGGUCAGUCUUCACCAGAGACAGUCAUCUAGCACUGAGGCACUGAAGAGUGGGGCCCAGCUGAAGACUGGGCCUCAAUGUGACAAAGAGCCCGAGAGUGGGACCGUGCCUAGGCCCAAGAGUGAACCAGCCUUAGGGCCCGAUACUGAGCCUGGGGCUGGGACUGAGCCAGAACUGGCACUCAAUGAUACAUCGAAGGCAACAUCUGAGGAAAGACCCACCUCGAGCCACUGUGAGCAGGAGCUCCCAUUAAGGGAGGAAGGAACCAUCUCCAUGGCAAGUCUGAUGGGAGAGCUACAGGACAUCAGCCGAGAGCAGGCAGAGAUCGACGAGGCCGUCAAGCGUUACUCCUUCCCGGAUGUCAUUGACUGCUGCCUUGUCUUCCUUGCCAUCGACUCUCUUGCCCCCUCCCUGCUGCCCCCUGCUCACCGGGAAUCUGCCCGAUCUCUGGCUCAGACCUAUGGCACGGCCAAGGUGCAGCAGAUUCUCCGAAAAUUCCGGCAGGAUACAGACUGAGACGGAGAUGUGUCAGGGCCGAAAUUCCCAGGAUCUGGAGCAACCCUUGGGAGUGUCCGAUCUCCCGUCGGCUCGAGUGAUUGUGUUUGGAGUUCCGAAUGCAGCACGAGUUUACCAUCAGUCCGGGGAGGUCAGGGAGAACUGUGUGAAGUUUGAGAACAGACCCUGGGUUGUGAGGUCUGUUACAAUCUCACCCUCUCCACCUCUCAUAGAUUUGGGAAUUCCACAGUGGGAUUUAUGGACUAACGACGCUCCUUGAAUUCAGAGUGGAACAGACUCUCCCCGCACACCCUGUUCAAGUGGACUUGCCAGAGGACAUGAAGUGCAGAUGUGCUGAGUGAGCCUUUGGGCCUGUGUGUCCCUCUUGCCCAGCUGCCGAACUCAGCCAGGCCUCGAGGCUGACUGAUCUGAGCAGAAUUCCCCACACUCCGAGCCUGGAACCUCCCUGACAUGGUACAGAAACCGAUACACCUCGUAUUCACAGUACCAGAUCUCUUCUCAAAGGACUUUGACCUCUCUCCUAAAUCCAGGGAGCUCAAUCCAUCUUGUGUCUUGGAUUUCUUCAAGUUCAAGCUUAAUAUCAUUCAACCACACAGAAAGUAUAGCCAAAUGAAACGGCGUUUCUCUGGGGCCAAGGUGAAAAACGCAUUACCAACAGCACACUGCUGAUGUAGUACUUAUGGUUACAAUAGCAGGAAAACAGUCACAGAAUGAUUAUUAUAUUGCCCAAGUCCUUGCAUGUCCUGGCCUGUACAUGGGAGGUUGUUCUAGUCCAGCUUGUCCUUCCACCAAGUGGAAAACUAAGAGGGCAGUAACAGGCAAGCAUUGGAGAGCAGCACCGACAGGAAGGGUCGGUCCCUAACCCUGUACGGAUUCCAUAUUCCACAGAGGCCUACUGCACCCCCACUUCUUCACCACUCCUCUCUCCCACCAUCCCCGUACUUCCGAUGUGUACUGGGACCCAUCAGCUUCUCGUUGGUUGACAGGGUUGGUUGGAGAUUAGAGCUGAGGAUCUCUGUAGUGCUGAUUAAUGUUCAGAAAAUCAGGAGAUCUGUUAUUCAUCCCCUAAGAUAUAGUUCCCUAUAAGCCCUUCAGCAGAGAGCUGUGUUCUUGUGUGUGUGUGUGUGUGAGAGACGAAGGAUCUCCCUUGAUACUAAACUCACCCCCAACCCUGGCCAUGUCAUCUUGGACCUCCCUCCAACACGUAUCAAACAGGGGAGAUAGAUUGAAGGAGCAUAUCAGUAGAUUUAAGGUUCAGGCUGUGUGUUGAUUCCAGAUGGAGGGGUUUCUGUUCUGUUUCUGAGUCGUGCGUUGACUGCUGGGUUUGAUUUUUCUAGGUUGUGACUACAUCCCAUUUUUGUACUAACAAAAGAAAUCAAUAAAAAUCCCUGCAUCAUCA
Molecule: messenger RNA, 6223 nt
Organism: Hypanus sabinus (Atlantic stingray)
Lineage: Eukaryota; Metazoa; Chordata; Chondrichthyes; Myliobatiformes; Dasyatidae
Gene: gemin5
Product: gem (nuclear organelle) associated protein 5
Exons: 28
Coding region: 208-4824 (1538 amino acids)
Molecular function (GO): protein binding
Source: RefSeq, a predicted model, not a curated record